AAAAUUCUACACAAAUAGGAUAUUCUGGACCGUUUUCAGGAAAAGAUGCGGCGAACCGUGCAUCGCAACCAGCCUCAACCCUCUGGCGGGAAUAUUUUCGCGCGAAAUACGACGAGAGCGCGCGUCUUUGUACGCGGCGCUUUUUUUGCGCGAAACGGUCGAGCGUUAUACCCUCUGUGGUAGACAUUUAAAUCGAAGUCAUCCGGUCCAUUUAAUCGAUCUUAUUAGUCCCGGAUUACGUUGGAUAGACUCUUUAAUUCAUCUAGUUGUGCAAUCAUGGUACAGUUUUGAUUGAAGGUUUGCGUAAUAUACGUUUCGAGGGGGAUUUUUCGAGGUCUACUAUGUCCGCGUAGCGGAAGCCUACUUAGUGCUGGGCGCCGGCUGCUGGCGGUGCGGGCCGCAUCACGUCGAGGGAUGAUGAUCUCCACGCAUCAGGUGGACUUGGUUCACACGGAGAUGGCCAGCGGAAGCUUCAAGACACCUACGGCCAAGGAAGCGGGAGGAUCGCGGCACUCGCUCGUCAAGCCGGGCCAGCUGCCGGCGGCUGCCAUUGUGAUGGACGAGUACGGACAGACUCCUGACCACUUUUACCUGGCCCGCAAUCCGGCCAAGCCGCCUGCCGAGAGAAACCAGGUCAAGCGCCGGCUAGACAUGGAGUCCCCCGAGUCAUUUGAUUUCAAGGCACCAGCGACGAAGAAGGGGCGUCUGGCCAGCUCUGCCGGAGGUCAAGUUCGCAAAAAUGGGGAACGCAAUCGGUAUGACACAUCCCUCGGUCUGCUCACAAAGAAGUUCAUCCAGCUGCUGAAGGGUGCAUCAGACGGGGUGGUGGACUUGAAUAAAGCGUCGGAGCAGCUAGGUGUACAGAAGCGGCGCAUCUACGACAUCACAAACGUUCUCGAGGGAGUGGGCCUCAUCGAGAAAAAGUCCAAAAACAACAUUCGGUGGAGGGAGGGACGAGGGGCGGCCACCCUCAAUGGAAGCCGGCAGCGCAUGCUGCAGCAGGAAAUCGAUGAGUACAUCAAAGUGGAACGCGAGCUGGACGCGCUGCUAGAUAGCGCAGUGUCUGACUUGCGAGGCAUCGCUGAAAAUGUUGAUCGAAGGUAUGCUUAUGUUACGUAUCGUGACCUGCGAAGCAUCAGCAGCCUGGCUGACCAGACGGUGAUAGCAGUCAAGGCGCCUCCUGAGACACGGCUAGAAGUGCCUGAUCCCCACAAGGGCCUGCAGAUCUGGCUCAAGAGUGAUAAAGGGGAGAUUGAAGUGUACCUGUCCAACCCCGAAGACCCCGUGGGACAUGUCAACUGCGAUACAGAGGUCCCUGUGAGCAGCCAGCCUUCGUCGUCUUCCUUAGGGGACUACGAAGAGGCAGCACAAUCUACUGCUGUGGCAGGACCCUCCACGGAGGAGGUCGUGCUAAAGCGAGCCCUCAUCUCCGAAGAGGAUGACCUCGGACCGAUGGGCGGCCGGCAGUUGCUGGUACAGACGGAGGACCAGCUGCUGGUGGACAGCUUUGUGCAGCUGGAGCCCCCGCUCUCUGAAGAGGACUAUGCCUUCACUCUUGACCAGGCCGAGGGCAUUGCCGACCUGUUCGACGACUACGACUUCUCCGACCUCUGCCCCCCGUCCAAGUGAUGUCCGCUCGCUCGAUUUCCAAUUCAGUCUCUCUCACUGUCUGUCUGUGCCGACAAGUACAAAAAAACAGGCGCCGUGCCGUUGCCGGCUCUUCCCCCGGUGACGCCCUCCCCCUUCCCCCUUCACGUAGCACUGCCGCAGCACGCUUGUGUGUGCACAGUUUCCUGCUCGUGCACGAUGUCAGGUGGACAACAUAGCUGUACAGUACUGGCCGUGGGAAAUCAAACAUGUUGAGCCUAUGUUAGCAUAUCUAUGUGAUUCUGCACCACACGUCUAAGACCUUGUCCCUUCUUUGAAUGUGUUGUGCAUGUCUGUCUUGUGUUGAGCCCUUCCAUUGUCUGUUUGUUUUGUUCGUUUGCUGUUUUGUAUUUAUGCUUUUGACCGGGAUGGCUUUUUAGACCGUGUCCUCUCUUGCUUGAGGACAGACUCCGAGGGGCUGUUGCGGUGGUGCGCACAGAGACAAAGAUCCACAUUAUUUGUCUGCUCGCUGGUGCUGCCACAGAAACGAGGUUUUUACAAAGUGUAUUUUAGUCGCAUCUGAGGAAUCUGUUCGCUGUUGAUGUAGCACUGCAGCACCAAUUGUUGCAGUUUGGUGGAAGCCUCCAUCUGUGUGUGUUUGCUUUGAAGUCUUACCGUUGUUGCCUUUGAAAGCGCACGAGCUCACGCAGCCCAUGCACUUAGUUUUAAACUAGCCGAGCGGCAGCAGAAAGCAUGAACAUUAUUAUAGUGGCAUGUGUGUGCAAUUUUGCGCUAUUUGUGCUUUUAUUUAGCUUUCUCUGGCCACAUUAGGGGCAUUAUGAAGGAGGUUGCCAUCUGCUCUCUGGUGACGGUUGCAGAGCCGGGUUGACUCAGUCAUUUUAGUCUUAUAUUUUGUGCCAUUAGCAUGGCAUCGAAGCAGGGGAGUUUUGAGAUGUGCAGGUCGUGCUGUUUGGGUGUAUUGUUUUCCAUUCAGGGUGCUCAUUUGACAGUGUAGUCAGCUGAGCAAGACAGUGUACUGCUGACAGGGAUUUCAGAUCAUUUUUUAUGGCAUGGGCAUCUGUUUAGGCAACGUAAACUUCUGGUUAUCGCUGCUUCAAUUGUAUAAAGUCUUAUUUAUCACUUUUGGGUGGAUAGAUGACAGUGCUGCCUGUACGUUGAAAGGUCUGAAGCUUUUUUGUGUUAGCAGUGUCCUUUUUAAGAAGCAGCAAUAACUUAUCUCUUAUAGCUCUAUCAGUGCCAUCAGCCCAGUGUUGAAAAAGAAACAGAGUUUACUAUGUUUGAUCCCUAAGGCACAGUAAUCUUUGACAGUUCGCACUGUCAGUACCUUUUGAAGGGCUCAGUUUGAGAUGACAGCAGUGAAAGAGCGAGUCAGACUAUAAAAAGGGCUCCUAGGCAUUGAUUGUAUGGUGCUCGGAAGCGUAAAUUACCAUUUGUAGCUUCUUCGUAGAGAAAAAGAAAAACGCUGUCUAGGGGAGUUGUCCGCCCUUUGCUUGCUGAUAGGCUCGUUACCAUUUCAUAAAUGGUACUGGUUGCAGUUUGUUGCUAAAAAGGUCAAGUAGGCCUUGAGGCUCCCUGUGGCUGGUUCUUGAGGCAGAUUCUUGACAUUUAUGCUGUGAAAUUAAUAAGCUUCAAAACUUCACUUGAGGUCCUUAUUUUUCAGUUCAGUUACGUUAUGUUUGCAUGCAAAGAGUCCAAUUCUAAGUCAGGCGUUGUGUGCCAGGGUGACCACAUGUGACGGUCGCUGAAACGAAAGUUAAUUAACUACAGAAGCAGGUGCAAGGUGGAAGUUAUGCUUAAGAUCGUCCUAAAAGCGUUCUGACUCAAAAUAUUUAAAGCAAGAUUACAUGCAAGAUCGUCUCGUGGAAACACACACUUUUAAUAAAUAUAAACAAAUAUAGCCUGGAGCAUAUUUUAAAUAAAAUUCUAGGCGCAUGCUGUGCAUCAUGAUAUCAUCAGCUUGGCUGGACCUACCCACACCACAAAGCUCAAAGUUUCGGGAUGAGAACAAUGGUGGAGACAUUCUAAAAAGCGUACACAAACAAAGCUGUCAACGUGGUGCUUAUGUGCACAUUUUACUGCACAUGACAUGCAUGUGAUAGUUCUGUGUUGGUCACACGGUUUGCUGUACCUGCAUGUCAGCCGUCCUGACCCACCUUUUUGCAGUGCUCCCUGAAGCUGAAAUUCUGAGUUGGCAAUAUAAAUAUUUCACCAAACAAGAGGCCAUUGUGCACUGUAGCUAUCCAGCCAUGACAGUUUUGCCAUUAUUUAGCAUUUAAUCUAAAAGCAAACUACAAAACUUUAGUGUCAGUACUCAUUUUAGGGCUCUCUUAAACAACACCUGGGCUUCUGCGCUUCAAAACUAAUACUAGUUUCAUUAAUUGGUUAAGUAAAGAGAUUUCUACAUUUGUUUUUUCUUUAUAUCACUUUGCUGCACAUGCACCGGGCACAUACCAUAACUGUUGGUCACAUAGUAGGGUGUGAGGAAUACUGUACCAUGAAUCCAGGGAAAAGCAAAAGGAAGCAUUAUGGGAGAAUACACUAGUGCACCUAAAACCUUGCUUGCUUCGCGGGGCAAACCUAAGUGCUCAGUGCCUGCAACAUGCUGAAGGAAUGGGGACGGUGUUUUUGUGCGCUGUCCUUCAACAAGUGUCCUUUUGUCCGAGUCCAUUCAGUGUGCCAUCAUGCCCUUGAAAUCUGCCUUAGUUGCUUCCCUGUUUUUGCAUUUAGAGGGCUGUCGGCACUGACGGUUUCACUUCAGUGGUUGAAGAGACAGCUGGUCACAUGAAAGCCCUUUCAUUUUGUGCGUGCAGAGUGCAGGAGGAAUCGGCAGUGGCAUAGCUGGAGGUUGUGACAGCGUCCAACAUUCCUCGGUUAUGAAUGAAUUGAAAUGGCUACAUGAAAAUGACAUUCUCGUGGAAGCCUUGUCGGCUGCUCUGCGUGCCUCUGCCGCAACUACAGUGUGGCAAUGGGCCUGUGUGGAACAUAAGGUGUUUGCGGGUGUGCUAGGGGGUACUUGUUUCCUGUUUGUAUUCAGGAAUGGUGGCACCUUACGAAGCGUUCCUUUUAGACCGCGUGGUUUGAAAAAGUAUUCCUCGUGCCUGCCUUCCUACCCAUGUGACGUGUGUGUCGAACUUUCAGUCAACACUGUCGUAUAUGAGAAACUGCGGAUAUGGGAAAGAGGCUUGCCUAUUUUUAUGGGAGGUCAGUUGUCCUUUGGACGAUACCUCCAGCGCACUUGUUCUGGUGUGCGAUACGAACUGCCAUUAUGAAGCAAGGUAUUAUAUUUUGCAACAAGAACUGGUGUUCAUUGUACAUAGUGUGUAACAUAUAUUUUUCACUUUUUGUAGGUAUUUUGUGUAUGUGUUUGCUAAUGAAAUGUUGACAGGUUCUUUUUUUUUUAGAAGGUUGAAUUUGGGUCGUGUGACACUACACAAGCAGCUAUAUGGGCUAGCUUGUUGCUGUUGCCAAAUAAAAAUUUCGUUUUAUAUACCACG
Rhipicephalus microplus (southern cattle tick) is the source of this 5102-nucleotide messenger RNA. Its product is annotated as transcription factor E2F2. The record is from RefSeq and is a predicted model, not a curated record. NCBI's taxonomy places the organism in Eukaryota, Metazoa, Arthropoda, Arachnida, Ixodida, Ixodidae. Gene Ontology annotation, cellular component: RNA polymerase II transcription regulator complex. Gene Ontology annotation, molecular function: protein dimerization activity; RNA polymerase II cis-regulatory region sequence-specific DNA binding; DNA-binding transcription factor activity, RNA polymerase II-specific. Gene Ontology annotation, biological process: regulation of transcription by RNA polymerase II.